This is a messenger RNA of Rotaria socialis, 2421 nucleotides long. NCBI's taxonomy places the organism in Eukaryota, Metazoa, Rotifera, Eurotatoria, Philodinida, Philodinidae. The record is from the annotation of a GenBank genome assembly.
AUGAACAAAGAAGAAAAUCAUUACCAAGUUCUUGGUGUUGACCCAAGUGCAUCGAUGAAAACGAUUGCGCAGGCUUAUCGAAAACAAGCUCUGGUACUUCAUCCGGAUAGAAACUCAGACCCGCAUGCAACUGAAAUGUUUAAAGUUCUUCAGAAAGCAUAUGAAACUCUUGCAAAUGAAGUCACUCGUAAUGAAUACAACGCAAACAUGGACUUAGAUGAUAAUGAUGAUGAUGAUGACAAUGAUGUCAUAUUUGGCAAACAUAGUGAACGGGCACAACUGCAAAUGGGCAAAAAAUGGUCAGAAAAUUAUUCCGAAAAAAUAAUUACUUGGUCAAACGAAUAUGAACGUUUGAAUAUUCAAGAUAAUUUUCAUGAGGAAUUGAGUACAGUUCUAAGUGCUACACUGAAACAAUUUGAUGAUUAUUUUGAUAUUAAUGGAAAAAUUACCAAUUAUAAUGUAUGUCAAACAUGUAAACAAAGUUUCCUAAAUCUGGAUGAUCAUCAAUAUCAAGUUACACAACCAUAUAAAAAAUUAUUUGAAGUAUCACAAAAUGCUUCAGUGUCUAAAAAUGCAGCAAUUGCAGAAAUCGACAAACAAUUAAAAAAAUCUAUAAAAUCAAACACCUGGGAUUGGAUGCCCUGCGUUUUACCAACAGACUAUGCCUAUAUAUGGUCAAGUUCUGAGUGGCAGUGUAUAAAAACUAUGAUAGAUCAAAUGCAAGAACCAAUUCGAAUCGUACAAUCAACGUCAUUGAUUGAUAGAUCAAAUAUUUAUAUCGAUGAUAACAGUGACAAUUACAGACAGUGCGAGCGUGUUAUACUUAACUUAAUAGGAGCCAAUCGUUAUCAAUACUUACCGGAUAGAACUAUUAUUGAAGAGGUCGAGAGUUGUUUCAGUAGUGCGCUUUAUUCUAAUUUGAAAUCAUUAAAUAUAACUAAAAUGGCCACAGAAACACGAGUGCCUUUAUUCGAUAAAACUAUGCUGUCCUAUAAGUAUCAACAACUGCUUAGUGGACCUAUCAAUGCGGAUGAUUUUUAUUAUAUAGUUCAAAACCCGUCGCAAGUAAUUCUUAAUAAUUCACAAACAAAUUGUCAUGAUUGUGGAAAAAAAUUUAAUAUCUUUCGCCAUCGCUAUUAUUGUCAAGUAUGUGGCGUAAUACAAUGCUCUGAUUGUCAACUGUGUGAAAGCGUUCCUCAUUUGGGUUAUAUUGGACCAGUAAAAAUAUGCAAAACCUGUGCCGAUGAGAAAUUAGUAAUAGCUAAGAAGACUAUAUAUAAUUGUCUCAAACAAGCAAUUCAAAUAGGUACUUCCGACUGUCUCAACAUUUAUUUAGCUCUUCUGCAACAAUAUACUACAGAAGAUUUAAAAUCUUAUUAUAGACAAACAGGAGAACAUUUUUUUCAAUUACAAAACUAUUCGUUAGGAUUACAAUGCUAUUAUUAUGCAAGAAUCGAAUACAAUGAGCUGUUAAAUAUCAUAGCAGUGGCAUGUCUUCAACAAAAUUACUCACUUGGAGUUACUUGUAUUGAUGUGAUCACAAAAUUAUAUGGUAAAGAUCGAGAGUUUUUACACGAACGAUUUACUGAAUACUGUACAUUGGCAACAUCUUCUAUUAAUGAUUCAUAUAAUAAUACGUUAAUAAGUCUACUGUUCGAUAUGGUAUUAAAAUUAAAUAGUGAAUAUCUACUUUUAAAAUGUAUUGCUUUGGAUGAAGCAAAUAAGUACGAUGCAUGCCUAUUAUAUUUGUUAUACAUAAAAUCAAAAAAUAAUGCAUCAAUCGAUUGGAAGAAAAUUGGUCAAGAAUUUUUACAGAAGCAUCAACUUCAACUGGCAUUGUUUUGUUUUGACACUGCUAAACUAUCAAUUGAUAAAUGGAUUCAACAUCUCGAUCUGUUAUGUUCACAAAGUCAAUACUCGACAGUAGCAACGAUAUUAACGCUUAUUAAUCAAAUAAUGCAUAAAAAUCUAGUGAAAGUCUAUGAAAUACAAAAUCCGAUUGUUUCUCACCUAGGUAAAGUAUUAUUGUCAACACACGCGAAAUUAGAAGAUUGGAUGAAUUAUGCAGCAUUGCUAAUGAAACAAAAUGCUGAAAGUAAAAAAAUCAUUUGGUGUUUAGUAUUCUUACAUGUACAAUUUGGCAACAAUUGGAAGAAUCUUAAAAUUAACUAUCAUUCGCAGCGGAAGCGGGAACAUGUCUUAUUAUGCAAUAAAAUGGAACAAAUUUUAGACAAAAAUGAUGGCGCAUCGCUCCAGUUUAGUGGCGAUAUAUUUCAAACGAACCAAUCAUUCGCCAUGGAAAUAUUAAAUAUGCUAAAUAUUGAAUGGGAAACACUAGGAAACUAUUAUUUUAAUGAGAAAAAAUAUGAGCAAGCAUUGAAUUGCUACUUGAAAAGUAAUUCCGACAAUAUAAAUAAGUAA